AUGGCUGUUUCCCAUCGAGUUAAUGAAGAGGUGGUAGUCGCGUCGACACUGAACAGAUGGCGGAGAGGUGGAAAGGAGGAUCGAGUUCGCGUAGCGGACGGUAGAUGGCAGCAGCACGGCCGCGGCGCGGACGGAGUCGCCGGCAGCGUGGCGGCGAGCGGCCGGCAGUCAGUAGUGUACGAGCGGCCCGCGAUGGAGGAGGAGCUGCGGUGCCCCGCGUGCAAGCAGCUCUUCUGCAACCCGGUGCUGCUGCCGUGCUACCACGCGCUGUGCCUCAACUGCGCCGUGCACCUGCAGCAGCCGGCGUCUCUGGGGGGAGGGGGCGUCGCCGCCGGCGGGGUCGCGGCCGCGGGGCCCGUCGUCGCGGUCGGACAGGCGCCGCCGUCGUCGUCCGCGUCGACGGCGUCCUCGUCGGGAGGCACGGCGGCGGGCGACGAGGCGGGGGCGGCGGCCGGAUGCGACUACCAGGAGGUGGACAAGCUGUCCAUCCUGAGCGAGACGGACAGCGGCGUCGUGUGCACCAGCCGGCCCAACAGCUACGUGGGCACGCCCAACCUGCUGUCGGCGGGCGGCGCGCCGUGCGUGCUGACGCUGUCGUGCCCGGCGCCGGCGUGCCGCAAGCCCGUCUACUUCGACGAGGGCGGCGCGCACAACCUGCCCAAGUACCGCGCCAUGCAGGCCAUCGUGGACAAGGUGCUGGAGACGCGGCACGUGGCGGCGCGCUGCCAGCUGUGCGAGACGGAGCCGGCGGCGCCCGCGGCCGUCCUGUGCGAGCAGUGCGAGGUGCUGUACUGCGAGCAGUGCCGCGACGCCUGCCACCCGGCGCGCGGCCCGCUCGCGCGACACACGCUGCUCGAGCCGGCCGCCGGCCGCGCCGCCCUCAGGGCCCGCCACCGCGCGCGCGACGCGCUCUGCGCGCACCACGACGACGAGCCGCUCUCGCUCUACUGCCUCGUCUGCAAGGCCGCCGUCUGCGCCUCCUGCGUGCACGACUCGCGACACGCCAGCCACGACGUCCAGCCCAUCAACACCAUGUGCAAGGCCCAAAAGCGCGACUGCGUCUGUACGUUGCGGCUGAGGCGGCUGCAGCAGCAGCAGCAGCAGCGGGUCGCUCCGGAGGCGGUGACCCGGUGGAGAGUACUCGCAGAUCCCCUGCUGCUUAGGCGGGAUCGCAGACACCACUCGGGGCACAAUGCGGCCGGGGCCGCGCAGGUGAUUACCGUUUUAUGGGACCGCCCCUUUGUUUCGGCCGCCUUUGUUCUUCCGGCCCGGGGCACGGACCUCCGAGCUAUGCCUACCCAGAAGGGUGACUGCGGGCGCGGGGAGCUCCUGCAGGGGCCGCGGCCCUGGAUUCUGCAGUCCGGUCGUUCAGCAGAACUUCUCUAG
Molecule: messenger RNA, 1386 nt
Organism: Schistocerca serialis cubense
Lineage: Eukaryota; Metazoa; Arthropoda; Insecta; Orthoptera; Acrididae
Product: E3 ubiquitin-protein ligase TRIM9-like
Exons: 2
Coding region: 1-1386 (461 amino acids)
Biological process (GO): positive regulation of DNA-templated transcription
Cellular component (GO): chromatin; nucleoplasm
Molecular function (GO): zinc ion binding; ubiquitin-protein transferase activity
Source: RefSeq, a predicted model, not a curated record